AUGCAGAAGAAGCUUGGAUUCCCAAUCUCCAAGAGCCUCGACCAAUUCAAAUCGUUGUACGGUUCUAUACCCGGAACUGCGAAGCCAUUAUCUUCGCGUCCUUCCAAAGAUUCCAUUUCAUCGGGGAGUUUUGCUAAUCUGAAGCUCACCGCAGAGAAAUUGGUGAAAGAGCAAGCAUCGGUGAAGACUGACCUUGAAAAUGCGAAUGCUAAGCUUAAGAAAUCGCAGGAGCAUAUCCAUGCUUUAGAAGAAAAAUUGCAGAAUGCCUUUAAUGAGAAUGCCAAGCUCAAGGUCAAGCAGAACGAAGAUGAAAAACUCUGGAAAGGAUUGGAGUCUAAGUUCUCGUCUACUAAGACUUUGUGUGAUCAACUUACUGAGACUUUACAGCAUUUGGCUGGUCUGGUUCAGGAUGCCGAGAAAGAUAAGGAAACAUUGGAAAAUAAAUUGUCGUCAAGUUCAGAAGCUCUUGAUAGCUUGAAUAAGCAGAUGGAUGGUUUGUCUUUGAAGCUAGAUUCUUCUCUGGAAACAAUUAGAUCCCGUGAUAAUGAGCUAGAGAAACUCAAAUUUGCUACAGAAGAAAGGGAGAAGUUUCACAGAGAUGAACAGUGCAGAGCUGCCACUAUUGUACAAGAAAAGGAUACAAUGAUAACAAAUUUAGAAGAAAUGUUAACAGCUAGUAAACUGGCUACAGAGAAUUUGAACUCAAAGUUGGGAGAGGUACACCAUCAGUUAAAAGUCAAAGAAGAUGAAAAUAUGAAUCACAUAACCAGUCAAGAGAAAUUGGAGAAAGAAAAGAAUGAUCUUCAGUUGAAUAAUGCUGGGCUUACUGAAAAACUCAACAUGUCACUUCAGGAAAUAAAAAACCUGGAAGGAUCAAUUCAGGCAUUGGCCGCACAUUUGUUAAAUUUAGACAAAGAAAGCCUGAACCUUUUGAGCAAGUUUGAUGAAAUGAACUUGGUCUAUGGUUCUUGCUUCAAAUUGCUUCAGCAAGAGAGGGAAACAUACUUGAAGCAUGCUCAAUACAAGUAUAAUGAUCUUAAUAAUAAUUUUUUGAUCUUGGCAUCAGAAAAAAAUGUAAUUGAAAUGAAAAAUUGUGAGUUAAGCAAAACUGUGAAUGAACUUCAGAAAGUCCAAGAGUCUACUAUAGCUCAACAUGUGAUGCAAUCUCAAUUAGCUGCUGAGAGAAUUCAAAGUUUGGAGUCAGAAGCUGAAACUUUAAUCUCAAAAAAUGCAGAAGCAGAGGUCUUCAUUUGCAAAUUAGAGGAGAAAGUUGAAAAUCUGUUAGAAAGUUCUAGAUCAUCAGACAACAAAAUGCAAAGUUUAUUGCUGAAGGUUUCAGCAUUAGAGACUGAAAACAAAGAAAAUGAAGAAAGACUGCAGGCAGAUUUAUUGAAGAAAUCAGAGGAAAUAGAUACUUUGCAAAAGGAGAGAAUGAAACUAGAGCAGCAUGCAGAUUCUCUUGAUAAAGAAGUCAUCCAGCUUCAUAAUGUCUUAGAUGAAAAAGAACAGUGUAUUUUACAGUAUAAGGAACAGGAAAAGAAGCUUGAAGAUCAGAUCACAGAGAAUCAAUCAUUAUUGACUGCCGCUGAAAGUAAACUUUCAGAAGCUAAAAAGCAAUAUGAUCAAAUGGUAGAGAAUAAGCAGUUAGAAUUAUCAAGGCAUUUGAAAGAAAUAUCUCAGAGAAAUGAUCAGGCUAUUAAUGACAUUAAGAGGAAGUAUGAAUUGGAGAAGAUGGAAAUUGUCAACAUGGAAAAAGACAAGGCUCAUAAAGCUAUUGAAGAAAUUGAGGGAAAGUGUGGCCAAAAACUUGCAGAAUGCAAAGAAGAAUCAAGGCAGCAGUUGAUCCACAUUCAGGAGGAACACACUUUGUUGGUAACUCAAAUGCAGCAGGAGCAGGAGAAGAGGCAACUAAGCCUGAUAGCUGAACAAAACGAACAACUAAAGCGUAGCCAACUGGAAGCUGAAAAUGAACUCAGAGAGAAAACAAUGUUUCUGAGGAAUGACCAUGAAGCUCAGAUAAAAGCAUUGAGGUGUGAACUUGAAGAUGAGUGUCGGAAGCUAGAAGAGGAGUUGCAUCUUCAGAAAUCCAAAGAAGAGAGGCAAAGGGCUUUGUUGCAGUUGCAGUGGAAAGUGAUGAGUGACAAGCCAAAAGAGGACCAAGAAGUGAAUUCAAAACAGGAUUACUCCAUUUCAUCAAUUAAAAGAAGGAGUUCUUGUGGUGGCAAAAGAAGGCAGCGUGAACUGGACUCUCCUUACUUUGAAGCAACACAGACACCAGUGCCAAAGUUGUUGAAGAAAAUGGAGAAUGUGAAAACAGGAAGUGCAACGAGCAUUCCUAACCAUCAUAGAAAGGUAACUCGUCACGAAUACGAAGUUGAGACUUCUAAUGGAAGAACUAUUACAAAGAAAAGGAAAACAAGAAGUACUGUCAUGUUUGAGGACCCCAGAAAUCAAAAGAUUAAUACCCCAAAAGUAAAUACCCCUGGAAGUAUUGUUAAGAGCAUCAAAGGUGGAGGACAUCCUCAUCCUUCAAACAUCGGUGAUUUAUUUUCAGAAGGGUCUCUCAAUCCAUAUGCAGAUGAUCCUUAUGCAUUUGAUUAGAGGAUCGACCAAUAUGUGAAUAGGUCGGAAAAUGGAAUGAAGAUUGAAAUCAUCAAGCUGGAGUAAAUUCUAUUUCUUCUGGUCAGACUCUACUGCAGCCGACGACAGAAAAGAGCAAGUGGUGGAUCUAUUCA
Molecule: messenger RNA, 2735 nt
Organism: Abrus precatorius (Indian licorice)
Lineage: Eukaryota; Viridiplantae; Streptophyta; Magnoliopsida; Fabales; Fabaceae
Product: synaptonemal complex protein 1-like
Exons: 19
Coding region: 1-2601 (866 amino acids)
Biological process (GO): reciprocal meiotic recombination
Source: RefSeq, a predicted model, not a curated record